AUGGAAUCACUUGCAGCAGCUGGUGGUGUAAUUGCAGUAGUCUCGCUAGCUGGGCAAGUUGUGCAAGGCUGCAUUCACCUUCGUGAUGUUUUCGAUGGUGCGAGAUCCGCACCAAAGGACAUACGAUCUUUGGCGACCGAACUGAAGAUCAUCAAAGAUGUUGUGGAAGCCACUACGAACUUGGAUCAGCAUCCAGAAGUCUUGGACUUCUGCAACGAAAAGAUCGUGAAGUUGCGUAAAAUUGUCGAUAAGUACGGUGUCGCGGAUGAUGGCACUGACAAGAGAAGAUGGGGAUCAAGAUUGGCAAUGGCGCUGAAUUCGGAUAAGAUUCAAAAACAUCUCAAUUCAUUGAGGGAAGCUAAGCGUCAUCUUGAACAAAUUCAGAACGUUUCGGCCCAUUCUCAUCAUCUUAUCAAGACAAUUGAGGUAUUCGAUACAGUCCACGAAAUACAGUCUUCUCAGAAUGACUCUGUCCAAAUCCUCAAUCGUGCGGAGAAUAAAUUAAAUAGCGUUGAUGCAACAACUAAACAGACGCAUGAAGCCCUUGUGAGGUUUGCAAAAGACGUCGGUGAGAGGCAAUCAGAGGGCGCAACAGUGAAGGAUGUGCAUAAUAUCAUGCAAAUGGUACGAAGUGUUGAGACAAUGAUACAAAACCAACUCUUGCAAGAUCAGAUUCGCAACUCGCACCAACUCAAUUCCAUUUCGACAAUACGUGCCAUGUCUGAGCUCCCACCAACCGAUCUAGAGUCGAGCAGUGCGGUAGGCCGAAUACGAAAUCAGACAUCAACAGCAGGUUUCGAACAGGUAGCCGAAGACCAUAGUUCAGAUAAUUCGAACAGCCAGCUUCAGAGAGUGAACCAGCUCGUCGACAUCGCCAUAAAAGUCCGGUAUAAGCAGGGCAAACCCAUCGUCGGAGUCAUAGCCACAAAGGACCAAGAUUUUGAAGUGGCUGAUUUCGAAACAAAAAGAUGUAUGGUAAAGCUGCUACAAGAUCUUCGUCUCUUGACCUGGCUUUUCACACACAACAACAAUCUUGAAAGAGAUUUCCAACGAAGGACUAGUAGUCCCCAGUCACUAUUUAUAUACGAGGAUGAUCUCACAUCAACCUGGAAUUGGUGGAAGAUAGGUGAGUCAGUAGGUGCUAGUAGUUUGGGUUCAAUGUCGACGGACAAGAGUUAUAAAGAAGAAAGUAACGAAUAUCUCACUGUGAUUCUCACAACUCUUACCACAACUUUUAGCACAACUCUUUCCACAACUCUUACCAGAUAUCUAGAUCUGUUAGGACACAAGUGGAACACUAAGUCACUACCGGCUUUCUAUCCUCAGUAUCCUCGUGAAGUGCCGUUUUCUAGAAUUGAGAGACAAUGCGCCAUGAUUCUAUAUCUUCUUGACCUAUGGUUGUAUUGUAACGAAUAUAACGAUUAA
Messenger RNA from Glarea lozoyensis ATCC 20868, 1425 nucleotides. RefSeq lists its product as uncharacterized. Lineage: Eukaryota; Fungi; Ascomycota; Leotiomycetes; Helotiales; Helotiaceae. The record is from RefSeq and is a predicted model, not a curated record. The transcript is spliced from 2 exons. Bases 1 to 1425 code for a protein of 474 amino acids.